AUGGAAGCAAAGGGAAAAGAUUUGAAGGUCCCAUUGCAGUGGGAUUUGAAGAUUAAAAAUUUCAAAAAGAUAGUUAACGGAGAUGAGAUUGGACUUAUGGAGGCUGUUAAGAAUCAACCAGUGAGUGCGGCAAUUUAUAUCACCGAUGAAUUAAAGGAAUACAAAGAGGGCAUAUAUGAAGGACCACCAUGUGAUUCAAAGGUAGAAAGGAAAGGUACCUAUGCCAUCCUUGUAGUGGGUUACGGAAGUGAUGAAGAGACUAAGAAAAAUUUCUGGUGGAUCAUGAACUCAUGGGGCGUCAGUUGGGGAAUCAAUGGAUUUGCAAAAGUUGUUCGGAACUCUAGCCUUCCAAAAGGCAGUGCACUUGUUCUAUUUAGAGCAUCAUACCCUAUUCUGUUUUGA
Molecule: messenger RNA, 402 nt
Organism: Camellia sinensis
Lineage: Eukaryota; Viridiplantae; Streptophyta; Magnoliopsida; Ericales; Theaceae
Source: RefSeq, a predicted model, not a curated record